AUGAAUGCGGCUAAGCUCCACCGAGCCUAUCUUCCGCCAUCCAAUGCGAAAUUAGCUGGAGGUAGACCAGAAGAUCUACAAACUCCUCUAGAAUUACCGAAGGAAACCUAUUUAAAAUUUUCUGGAAAUGAUAAGCAAAAGAAAGAAGAAAAUACAGUUAAUCAAAAUAGAAUUGGUUUGAAUGGAAAUUUUCCAAAUAUCCAAACAUUAAAAUAUGACACUGAAAACAAGGAAUUAGGGAUAAAUUUGUCUUUAAGCAAAGCACAAAAUAGUGCCUUUAUUGACGAUCAAGAAAUUCCAUUAGAAAUUAAAAGUACACUAGACCAAGGAAUUUUUGAAAGCAAUGGUUUGAAAGCAUUUGGUCCCAUUAAAGGUACGUAUCCAUUGGCCCAAAAAAAUAACGAUAGGAAUCAAUACAUUCCAAAAUCAAUAGAUAAGAUCAAUACUCGGUUUGAAGCUAACUCCACUUCUGUUCCAACUGCUGUAAAGGAAUCUAACAAUACUGCUUAUAAAAUUUCAAUAGUCAGAGGUAGUUUUGGAGAAUAUAAUCAGAUUAAACAAACGCCUAACCCUGAAUCAAUCACUGAAACAUUGAUUGAAGAUAAAAUUACACCUCUAAAAGAUUAUGUUAACUCUGAAAUUAGUGGCAUGUCAACGCCAGAUUUCACUAAACUAGAGGAAAUUUUUACUAAAAAUUUUUCUAGGGUUGGCGAUCCAACAUCAAAUUAUUCAAAUCAAAUUAUUAAUCCAACUGUAGAUGGACAAUCAAUUUCUAAUAUUGCGGGUAAUUUUGUCAACUUUCAAAAUACUGAAAAUCCCGAGAGGAUUAAGCAAAAAAAUAAAAAUGAAAACGAUGAUUCUUUGUCCUCUAAGCGCUUUAACGACGUGAAAAACAUUUAUUCGAAUCUAUUUCCACAAAACUUCCGUAACAAAUACUUGGAUAUAACAAAAAGACCUCAAACAGAAAACGACAGAAAAGCGGCAUUACUUAGUUUUGAAAACAUCAUAACGCCAGAAGGCUUCUCGUACACAUUUGAUACUUCAAAUGGCAUACACGCAGAUGAAAGUGGCACAGCUAUUGGGGGGGUAAGAGCCAAAGGAUCUUACUCAUAUACGGGUGAUGAUGGAAAGGUAUACACUGUGACUUACACAGCAGAUGAAAAAGGCUUCCUACCAAAAGGUGAUCACAUUCAUCCUCUUCCAAAUUCUAUUAAGGCCCUGAUUGAGAAGACCCCCUCCGAUGGAAUAUAUGAUGAUGGUUCUUACAGCGAAGAAAAGUAUGGACACAUGCGUUAUCAAGGGCCCAUCGAUCGUUAUUACUCACAAAUUCAUAUGAAAACAGGGAAUCGACAGCGGAAGCCUGCAAAUAAAGAAACUAGCUCGUUCAACAAAACACAAUACAUGAAGACAAAUAAUUCCGAAAGACUAGCAACUAAUACCCCUUUCAUAAUUAACACUCCUAAGAGUGUUCUUCCCUUUGAGAUAAAAGAAAGAAGCCAGACAUCAACUUUAAGAUCACGACCAACAAAUAUUAUUGGUAAUCAAUAUCCAAACGCCGAAUUGAAAGGCAGUGAAAACGUUAUCAAAAACUCGCAAGACAAUCCUAUCGUUGAAAGCGAUGAUUAUAAUAUUAACGACAUGAAAUUCGGUAAACUUAAAACACCAACUUUUGAAAUAAUUAAAGAAAGCCAUGAAAAACAAUUUAAAAAUGUACAAAAGCCGGUAGCCGUUACUGCUGACCCUUUUAACGGUCAAACAAUUACUUCAACUGAAAUUCCUGAUUACUUCACAACCGAAUUUAAUAAUCCAUUGCUUUUAAUAAGCAAUGAUGAUUUUAUACCGACUACUAGAGAUGGGGAAACAGGUUAUACAUAUACAAAGCCAAAAAAUGUAUUCAAAGAAGGCAUAACAUCAACUCCUGCUGAUGCCGAGAAAGAAAUAUAUUAUGAUUCUGUUAAUCCUGGAGAAGCAAACGCUUAUACUUCUUCAGUAAACGUACCAAAUGAUCUCUCAAGAACUCAAGAGUCAACAAGCCCUCAAACUCCGAUUUUAAGAUCAAAAUUUACAGCAAAUAACAAUCCAUACCUGACAACAGACACGAUUGAAAAGAUAUUAGGAAGCUCACUAGCGCCAACAUUAUUUAUGCCAUCAACAACGCCAAUGCCAUCAUUAAAUAAAUAUAUUGAUACGGGUAUUAAGGCAUUAGACGAUAAAAAAACCAUGGACGCUACAACUCCUGCAAAUGUAAAUACAGAAUAUAACACAGAUAGCGAUUUAGCUCUGAACACUGCUUUUGAUCAUAGCCCCAGACCAACGACACCUGGAGACGAGUAUGUUCAUAUUACUAUGCCGGAAACCUCCCUAAAGUUCUAA
Messenger RNA from Bombyx mandarina (wild silkworm), 2373 nucleotides. RefSeq names its product cuticular protein RR-1 motif 14 (gene CPR14). Gene Ontology annotation, molecular function: structural constituent of chitin-based larval cuticle. The record is from RefSeq and is a predicted model, not a curated record. NCBI's taxonomy places the organism in Eukaryota, Metazoa, Arthropoda, Insecta, Lepidoptera, Bombycidae. Gene Ontology annotation, cellular component: chitin-based extracellular matrix.